UAUGCCCUAAUCUCUUUGCUUCGAAACACUUCACAAAUGCAGAAUAUUGCUGUGACGCUGUUGACUAACCCUAUUCCAAAGAGGCUGCAAUGAAAACUAAUGGGACUGUUGGCAUCAGAAUCUGGGGUGUGAACAGCAUUUCUAUUCAUGCGUUGAUUGACAUGGUAAUAGCCCGAUAGUAUUGGAGAAAAGUUGAAAAAACGGUCCCUUUGACGCUGUACGUUAAAUUGUGACCUGUCACGACGUAACGUACAUCAAAUCAAAUCAAAUUUAUUUAUAUAGCCCUUCUUAUAUCAGCUGAUAUCUCAAUGUGCUGUACAGAAACCCAGCCUAAAACCCCAAACAGCAAGCAAUGCAGGUGUAGAAGCACGAUGGCUAGGAAAAACUCCCUAGAAAGGCCAAAACCUAGGAAGAAACCUAGAGAGGAACCAGGCUAUGAGGGGUGGCCAGUCCUCUUCUGGCUGUGCCGGGUGGAGAUUAUAACAGAACAUGGCCAAGAUGUUCAAAUGUUCAUAAAUGACCAGCAUGGUCAAAUAAUAAUAGUCACAGUAGUUGUCGAGGGUGCAGCAUGUCAGCACCUCAGGAGUAAAUGUCAGUUGGCUUUUCAUAGCCGAUCAUUAAGAGUAUCUCUACCGCUCCUGCUGUCUCUAGAGAGUUGAAAACAGCAGGUUUGGGACAGGUAGCACGUCACGUGUAACAGUUUAACUUUAGACUGUCCCCUCGCCUCGACACGGGCGCGAACCAGGGACCCUCUGCACACAUCAACAACGGUCGCCCACAAAGCAUCGUUAUCCAUCGCUCCACAAAGGCCGGGGCCCUUGCAGAGCAAGGGGAACCACUACUUCAGGGUCUCAAAGCGAGUGACGUCACCGAUUGAAACGCUAUUAGCGCGCAGCACCGCUAACUAACUAGCCAUUUCACAUCCGUUACACACACAUAAUGCACUCAUUCUGUGUCGUACAGCCUCUCUCGCAGAUUAAAAACAACAAAGGGACAGGUGAUACCUAGUCUUUUUUAAAUUUUAUAUAUAUUUUUUCUUAACAACAAAUCAAUACAGAAAGUACACGAGGGAACACAAGUAUAUAUAGAUUAUAUACAAUGUACAAUCGAGCUAGGGGGUACAAUAUCACAUAACAAUUACACAAGGACCUUAAGGGACAUACUUACAAUUCUAACAGCUUUUUUGUUAGUAGAGUAUUUAACUGUCUUAAAAUACAGUUCAAUUUAUUUUUGUCGGGUGAGAAAAUGUGUUUUUUUGUUUGUAAAUUUACAUUUGUGUAUAUGAAAUUUGGCCAAAAGAAUAAUGAAAUUAAUUACAUAAAAAUGUUUCAGCUUAUUUUUAUCGUAUGUAAAGAAUCCAAGCAGUACAUCUCUCCACAAUAGUGUAAAAUUGUAAGUCGCUCUGGAUAAGAGCGUCUGCUAAAUGACUUAAAUGUAAAUGUAAAAUCUUAAGAAAUGUGUUCAAUUAUAAAUCUACUGAUGUCUUGCCACAGUUUUCUUGCAUGUAUACAAUGCCAAAAAAGAUGCAACACUGUUUCUGGGUGGUCAUUACAAAAGGAGCAAUUUGAAUUUAUGUUUUCCUUAAACUUCUUCAUAUAGUGGUUGGCAGGGUAAUAUUUAUGAAUACUUUUAAAGGAAACCUCCUUAAUUUUGUUAACCAGUAGGUAUAUGUGUGGCAACAUCCAAACUUUUUCCCAACAGAUAUUAUAAAUAAAUCCAUUUCAAUAAGGCAUGACAUAAGGUAAAGAUACAACAUCCUGCUGAAACAAGGUUCGUAUUGCUCUGUUGUUGAAUGGGCCAAAAGAGAAACAAAUCUUUCCUACUGAUGAGUCAACAGGGUCAAUAGAAGGUAGGCUCUGAGGGUCAGGUCUUGACACGUUCCUGAAUAACAGAGCAACACCUGAGGGAAUGGCGUCUAAAACAAUUGCAAAAUCUUUAGGUGUUACAGGGACCUUGUAAAGAGAUAGGAAUUCCUUAUAACUGAGUAAAAGACCCUCUGCAUUUACCAGUUGGCUCACCAAUAGGAUAAUAUUUCGGAACCAAUAUUCUAAAAACAAAGAAGUAUUUUUAUACAAUAUAUCCCGAUUAUUCCAUACAUAAUAUCUGUGUGGACAAAAAUUGUGUUUAUAAAUUAAGAACUAUGACAAGAAAACCUGCCGAUGAAAAGCAGAAAGUUUCACUGGAAUUUUGUCAAUAUUAUAAUUGCACAACAACAUGAAGUUAAGGCCACCAAAAGUAGAGAAGACAUGAUGAGGAAUAAAAUUCCAGAUAGAAGUGGGUCUUCUUCUUAGGAAUUGUUUUAUCCAAUUGAUCUUAAAAGUAUUAUUUAAAGUAGUAAAGUCCAGAAAAUUCAGUCCACCAUUCUCAUAAGUGUUCAUUACAACAGUUUUCCUAAUGUAAUGGGUACGGUUUCUCCAAAGAAAGUUGAAAAGCAUCUGGUCUAUCUCCUUGCUUAUUUUACUGCCAAGAUAUAAAGAUAUAGCGCCAUAUGUUAGUCUAGAGAUACCUUCGGCCUUGGUUAUUAGGACUCUACCUUUUAAAGAAAAGUCCCUCUGUAGCCAUUGAUUUAGCUUCUUCUGGGUAUUUUUAAUAAGAGGGUUAAAAUUUAGUAAGCCUCUAGACUUCUGAUCCUUUUUAAUGGUUAUGCCUAAAUAUGUAAGUUCUUCUUUUACCGGAAUACCCUAAUAUGAAGGUGUCACACAAUCUUUGACAGCUAUGAGUUCACGUUUAUUAAUGUUAAGGUAUAGACCAGACGCUUUGGAAAAAGAUUGUAUCACAUUGAUCGAUAUGGGAAUUUGGUUAGCGUCUUUCAGAAAAAGUGUAGUAUCAUCAGCCAGCUGGCUUAUAAUAAUUUCUUUACCAGCUAUGGAAAUACCUUGUACAGGACUAUUUUUUAAAGAAUUUGCAAGAAGUUGGGUGAUUAAUAAAAACAGAUACGGUGAGAUAGGACAACCUUGCCUAAUUCCUCUCUUUAACUCAAAUCUAGGUGAGGUGCCAUAUUUCAAUUUGAUAGAGCUGUUACCAUUUGCAUAGAGAGUCUUAAUAGCCUUACAGAAAAAAUUCCCAAAGCCAAGUCUUUCAAGGGAGUGGAAGAGAAACUGAUGCUCUACUGUGUCAAAUGCCUUAUAAAAAUCUAAAAAUAAUAUGAAGCUAUCCUCAGUUAUUAGGUCUGAGUAGUCAAGUAUGUCUAAUACUAGUCUGACAUUGUUAGAAAUAUGUCUGUUCCUCAUGAAGCCAGACUGUGUUUCAUCAAUGAUUGCAUCCAGGACACACCUAGUCAAUUGUACAACGGAAUGUAUUUUUGCGUCAUCACUGCAAGCCAUCAUGACUCUCAAAAGCCGCGACAGCCGCUGUUUACUUCUGAAGAUAACUUUAGCGCCGCCCUAAAAAACUGAUUCAAAUUCGACACUAACCUUCAAAUAGGUAUAUAAUGACACAUUAUAUAAACUCUUUAUAGUGUUUCAUUUACAUUUUAGAGGUGAUAAAUUGGACAGAUUGAAUGAAAAAAGCUGUUUCCCUACAUGGCUUAUCUACCACUUUCCCUAUUACGCAGUAGGUUUCGCUUCCCUACCAGCCAUUUUUAAAAAGAUCGACGGAGCUCAUUGCUUUCUUCAAUCAUGCAGAGACGGGCAGCAUGAAGGUUUCAUCAUUGAUUUUGCUGACCAGUUCAUGGGUUGAUCUUCCUGUUUAAGUGGCAGCCAGGUGAGGCACCAGCAGGCUCUAUCGUUCAGGAUUCAAGACUUGACAACAUCUUCUUUGCCAAGCAGGUGAUAAAUAACGCAUGUGCUACCCAGGCCAUUGUCAGUGUGCUGCUGAACUGCACUCACUCUGACAUGCUGUUGGGAGAGACACUCACAGAGUUCAGAGAAUUCUCACUCAGCUUCGAUGCUGCUAUGAAAGGUCUGGCUCUCAGCAACUCUGAAGUUAUUCGACAAGUUCACAACGGCUUUGCCAGACAGCAGAUGUUUGAGUUUGACGCCAAGUCUUCAGCGAAAGAUGAGGAAGCAUUCCACUUUGUGAGUUACGUCCCUGUCAACGGCAGGCUCUAUGAGCUGGACGGACUACGUGAAGGGCCCAUCGACCUCGGUGUUUGCAACCAGGACGAUUGGAUCAACGCAGUUCGGCCAGUGAUUGAGAAAAGAAUACAGAAGUACAGUGAGGGAGAGAUCCGCUUUAACCUGAUGGCCAUCGUGUCAGACAGGAAGAUGAUUUAUGAGAGGAAGAUAGCGGAGCUGCAGAUCCAGCUUGCAGAGGAAGAUCCAAUGGACACAGAACAGAGCAGCACCCUCCUCAGCUCGAUCCAAUCAGAAAUUGCCAAGUAUCAGCUGCUGAUUGACGAGGAGAAUCAGAAACUCAAACGAUACAAGAUCGAAAACAUCAGACGAAAGCAUAACUACCUACCCUUCAUCAUGGAACUACUGAAGACACUGGCAGAAUACCAGCAGUUGAUACCUUUGGUGGAAAAGGCAAAGGAGAAGCAGAGUGCCAAAAAUGUCCAGGAAGCCAAGUGAACACAGUCACUAGUGCUGAGUGAUUAACCAACAUUUAGUUUUUGGGGGGUGGGUUAUAAAACAACUAAUCGACCGACUUCAGUUUAAUUACUUUAAUUCCAUUUAGUUUUUUUUGUGAGCCCAACGCAGAAAUCAAGUCAAGAACUAUGUGGGACGCUGGUCUGAAGGUAAUUAGAUACACACAGACCCACAACGACAAGAGGGAUAGAGACAGUUUGUGAAAGUAUGCCUUAUCUACUUUGAAGAACUAGUCAAAUGAUUUCAUCAGACAGCUCUGCAUCAUAGGCUACUUAGGCAUGCUAGCUAAAUAUGAUGACUAAAGACAGUACAUUAUAGGGAGCAUAUAGAUACCGUUACUGGCUGCUACAGACUGCUACUGCCUGAGCAGAGAUGAGAUGAUGACUUUAAGGAAUAAAAAAUAAAGUAAUCAAAUAAAAACUUAGUAAUAUACACAACUGAAAUAUUGUAUUAUUUCAUAGUAUUUUUCUAUUGAUAUCUACUCAAUGUGGACCUGACAAAGACAAUGGAAUAUUUUUAAUGUUUUGGCAAUUGAAUGCUCACUAUUUUUGGCUUUGAAAUUUCCAUUAAAAAGAUCUAUUUCACAAUGCAUUUAAUGUUGAAAAAAAUAAUCGAAAAUCGUGAUUAUAUUUUUUAUAAUUGAACCGAAACCGAACCGACCUCAAAAAGCACAAAUGGCUCAGCACUAACACUCAUCAGUCGUCGUAUUCAUGUGACUCCCUUCCCCCACAGACAUGAGCACACGGGCAGUGGGAUAGAUACGAACUGUGUUGACUCCCACCCGCGUCUACCCCUAAGCUGUAAUGUAUGCCUGGAAAGAUAUGUUUAAAUGAACCUGUCUUAUUUUCAUAAUAAAAUGUGUUGUAGUUUGAUUGUUAA
This is a messenger RNA of Salvelinus fontinalis (brook trout), 5408 nucleotides long. RefSeq names its product ubiquitin carboxyl-terminal hydrolase isozyme L5-like. Gene Ontology annotation, molecular function: cysteine-type deubiquitinase activity; proteasome binding. Lineage: Eukaryota; Metazoa; Chordata; Actinopteri; Salmoniformes; Salmonidae. The record is from RefSeq and is a predicted model, not a curated record. Gene Ontology annotation, cellular component: Ino80 complex; cytoplasm. Gene Ontology annotation, biological process: protein deubiquitination; ubiquitin-dependent protein catabolic process. The coding region runs from base 3834 to 4511 and encodes 225 amino acids. The transcript is spliced from 10 exons.